This is a messenger RNA of Colletotrichum graminicola M1.001, 1392 nucleotides long. Its product is annotated as oxalate decarboxylase family bicupin. The transcript is spliced from 4 exons. Gene Ontology annotation, biological process: oxalate metabolic process. The record is from RefSeq and is a predicted model, not a curated record. The coding region runs from base 1 to 1392 and encodes 463 amino acids. NCBI's taxonomy places the organism in Eukaryota, Fungi, Ascomycota, Sordariomycetes, Glomerellales, Glomerellaceae.
AUGUAUUUCCUUAAGCUGAUUCUUUCUGGGGUCGUUUUGAGCUUCCUCUCCCCCAUAGCCGCCGUCCCUGUGCAGGAUAGUCCGCGCCAGCGUCUUCUUGACGGAAAGGGUUUACCCAUAAAGUACCGGACUGCAUCGUCGCCUUACACGCCCGGUCACAAAGAUAAAUACGACACCCCCGUUGACUCUGUCGGCGACAACCUUGAUCCAUUGCCGUGGCGUAAUGGUCUAGGAGCCUCCGUCUUAGGGCCAUGGAACGAUGCUCGUUCCAGACAAAACCCAGAUCUCGUGCGCCCCCCCAGUACAGAUCACGGAAACCUCGCCAAUAUGCGAUGGAGCUUUGCGGAUUCCCACAUUCGCAUUGAGGAGGGCGGAUGGACUCGACAGACCACGAUCCGGGAGUUGCCCACGAGCAUCGAACUUGCCGGAGUCAACAUGCGCCUGGACGAAGGGGUCAUCCGCGAACUGCACUGGCACAAGGAAGCCGAGUGGGCCUAUGUCCUCGAUGGCAGUGUACGUGUCACAGCCAUCGACUAUGAGGGAGGGAAUUUCUUCGAUGACCUGAACAAGGGAGACUUAUGGUAUUUCCCAUCAGGCGUGCCUCAUUCUUUGCAAGGUCUCGGCGAGAACGGAACAGAGUUUCUCUUGAUUUUCGAUGACGGACAUUUUUCUGAAGAAUCCACGUUCAUUCUGACUGAUUGGCUUGCACACACGCCAAAGUCUGUGAUUUCAAAGAACUUCCACCUGGCCCCCGAGGUCUUCGCCCACAUUCCAGAAGGGGAGAAAUACAUAUUUCAGGGGACCACGCCAGGCUCAAUCGGACACGAGGCGCCUACCGGAAAAGGAGUGAAGAAAUCCAAGUAUCAGUUUACACACAAAAUGCUGGACCAAGAACCGAAAAAGACCUCUGGCGGCGAAGUCAGAAUCACCGACUCCAAGAAUUUCCCAAUCUCAAAAACCAUUGCGGCAGCCCAUGCGGUUAUCGAGCCCGGUGCCCUCCGAGAGAUGCACUGGCACCCGAACGCUGACGAAUGGUCUUUUUUUAUCAAGGGGCGCGCCAGAAUUACAAUAUUCGCCUCGGAAGGAAAUGCCCGAACCUUUGACUACGUUCCGGGUGAUGUUGGUAUUGUUCCGAAGAAUAUGGGCCACUUUGUUGAGAACAUUGGCGACGAACCUGUUGAAAUGCUCGAGAUCUUCCGAGCCGACGAAUUCAGAGACUUUUCACUAUUCCAAUGGAUGGGAGAAACCCCCAAGAAGCUGGUGGUUGACCACCUUUUUGCCAACGACCCCGAAGCUGGCGAGAAGUUCUGGGACAAGGUCCGCAGCGCCGAGAAGGACGAGAUUACCAAACCGAACGCCGAGGAAGUCCAAACUAAGUCUGACGAGCUCUAG